CCCUUUUCAGAUUUUCUUACAUCGAAAGUCUAAUUUGUUUCUUUAAUUUAUUUCAGUUUUUGAAUAAUUCUCCAAUCCAGACGUAGCAACCUUUGGAGAACUAAUCUCCAUGUUAUCAAAUUCCAGCUCUCUCUAAGCUGUCUCUCUCUCUCCACGCGUUUACGCUUCCUAUUCGUCGCUUAAAAAUCCUCCGUUUCUACAAAAUCUCCGAUACAAACGAAGAAGAAGCAUCAAAAGCAUGGCUUUGGGCUUUAGUACUGCAGUGUUGAUCUUUUUCGUUUUUACAGCAAUACCCUUUUCGAUCUCUCAGUCCCAGCCCCAGGCCCCGUCUCCGGCGGCGGAUGCCUGUAAUGGGGUGUUUGUUUCGUAUACUUAUGAGAGUGGAUCGCGGCUGCCGCCGGUGAAUCCGAGGAAUCAGGCGUACCGGUUCGAAUCCACGUUGACGGUGCUGAAUAAUGGGCUCGAGGACCUCAAGUCGUGGAGGGUAUUUGUGGGGUUUCAGCACGAGGAGAUCUUGGUCUCUGCUUCUAAUGCUGUGCUUGCUGAUGGGUCUAGCGUGCCUGGGAGUGUUGAAAAUGGGACUAUUUUCGCUGGCUACCCGAUGACGGAUCUUAAGACGGCGAUUGAGACUGCUGGGGAUGUGACCCAGAUGCAGGUUCAGGUGAAGCUGGUGGGGACGCAGUUCGGUGUGGCUCCGCCGCGCGUGCCAUUGCCGGCGAAUAUUACUUUGGCUAAUGAUGGAUAUGUUUGUCCCAGGGCUACUAUGCAAGGUACGAAUGAGAUGCAAGUUUGUUGCACUGUGAACUCAAAUUUUAAGACAAACAUCACGUUAGACGGAGAAUUCCUCCCUCGCAAAGAGGGUGAUCUUACUAUAAUGUAUGAUGUGAUCAGAACUUACGAUUCAAAUUACUGGGCACAGGUUACAGUCGCAAAUCAUAACCCCCUUGGCCGCCUCGAUAAUUGGAAACUGAGCUGGGACUGGAUGAAUGAUGAAUUUAUCUAUGUCAUGAAAGGGGCAUACCCUAAUGUUGUUGAUUCCUCUGACUGCAUAUUCGGUCCACAGGGUGUAUACUACAAGGAUCUAGAUUUUGCCACUGUACUGAAUUGUGAAAGAAGGCCGACAAUAAUUGACCUACCUCCGACAAUGGCCAAUGAUACAACCCUUGGUUUGGUUCCAUUUUGUUGUCGUAAUGGUACGAUCUUGCCACGAACAAUGGACCCAGCCAAGUCGACUUCAGUCUUCCAGCUUCAAGUCUUUAAGAUGCCACCCAAUCUCAAUCGGUCAGAGCUUCUCCCACCUCAGAACUGGAGGAUCAAUGGCACACUCAACCCUGAUUAUCAAUGUGGUCCUCCUGUGCGGGUAAGCCCAAGCCAAUACCCAGAUUCAAGUGGCUUGCCAUUGAACAAAACUGCCUUUGCCAGUUGGCAGGUGGUUUGUAAUAUCACCCAGCCCAAGGGCGCAAGUCCUAAAUGUUGUGUAUCGUUCUCUGCAUACUACAAUGAAUCUGUCGUCCCUUGCAGAACCUGUGCUUGUGGUUGUCCUAGCAACACAGGUAGAACUUGUAGUACCACAGCUCCUGCUCUUCUUCUUCCUGCACAGGCACUUCUCAUUCCAUUUGAGAAUCGUACUACCUUGGCUACUACUUGGGCUGACCUUAAACGUCGGACCGUGCCUAACCCAAUGCCAUGUGGAGAUAAUUGUGGAGUCAGCAUCAACUGGCACCUAAAUUCAGACUAUUCUCGAGGAUGGACAGCAAGGGUCACGGUUUUCAACUGGGAUGAAAUUGCUUUUCCUGAUUGGUUUGCUGCUGUACAAUUGGACAAGGCAACCCCUGGCUUUGAAAAGGCAUAUUCCUUUAAUGGAUCUGCAUUGGAAUUGAACGGUGUCAACAAUACCAUAUUCAUGCAGGGGAAUCCUGGACUGAAUUAUCUUGUUGGAGAAACUGAUGGAGCCAACCCAGAGAGGGACCCUAGGGUUCCUGGGAAACAACAAUCGGUCAUCUCAUUCACGAAGAAAACAACUCCUGGAAUUAAUGUGGUUGCUGGAGAUGGAUUUCCUACCAAAGUGUUCUUUAAUGGUGAGGAAUGUGCGCUUCCUUCUUUUCGCCCAAGUGACAGCAGUAGAACGGUCUCAGCUACAGCGUUUUCAGUUCUCAUAGCAGUGGUGGUGUUCUUUUUCAUGCAGCAGUAGCUGAUGGAUAAGUAUUCUGGUUUUCCAGCUACGUUCUCCGCUUGGUUUUCCAGCUGCUGCUGAUUUGUUCAUUCUUUUAGUAUUUUUGAUUGAUGCAUGCUUCACUCAGAGACUUGGUAUUGCGAGAGGGCAAUGUCUGUGAUGCUCGGUAUAUACUUGAUGUUGAUUCGGUAAUGGACGGGUACACCUGCUGCUGAAUUGAAGAAUCUGAAUUGAGGAUAGAUUGCUUCCCUAAUGGAUGGUACAAUGCGUUUGAAGAACUUGGAGACCGCUGAUACACUGUAAUGUAGAAUUUCAUAGUGUAUGCACACUACAUUGAUCUGAAUUUGCAAAGAUUUCACUCUAUAUAUAUAGUACAUGUCUUCUCUAAAACCUUGGUGAGCUGAAUGAUAAUGUAGGAUUAUGUGGCG
Molecule: messenger RNA, 2601 nt
Organism: Tripterygium wilfordii
Lineage: Eukaryota; Viridiplantae; Streptophyta; Magnoliopsida; Celastrales; Celastraceae
Product: COBRA-like protein 7
Exons: 2
Coding region: 239-2191 (650 amino acids)
Biological process (GO): cellulose microfibril organization
Cellular component (GO): membrane
Source: RefSeq, a predicted model, not a curated record